UUCUGUUGUGACCCAUGGGCUUGGAACUAUCCACUAGAGGCUGGUGGCUUCACCAAUGCUACACAACAGAAAACAAUGACUUCCCCUCCAGUAGAACUGGUGAGUAACUAAUAGUGGGGGAGGGGUGGGGAAUAGGGCUUCAUAAGCCCCUCCCCCGUCCAUAAUGAUUGUUCAUAGGACUGGUCCUGUGCAGGUCCCGUGCAGGUAACUGUGGCUGCUGUGAGUUCCUGAUUACAAUGGCCAUGUUAUGCCCAGAAACAUGGGCAUGUAAAACCCUAACUGAGACAACCAUGUUCUAUUAUCAGAUCCCUCAGUCUCUUAAUAAAAGAACCUUUUAAAUACUCAUGGAUCGAAAGACACAGAUUAAGCACAAUACAAAGAUAGAGGGGAUUUCAACACCCUGCUUUUACCAACAGACAGGCCACCCAGAAAAAACCAAACAGAGAAACUUUUGGAGUCAAAUGAUGUAAUUCAAAUAGACGUAACAGAAGAGGAAAACAGUCCCUUUCCCUUAUUUCCUGUUCUCACAUUCUUUCAGUUCCUGCAGUUAUGAUGUUCCUUGAGUCUUCAAAGGGUACUAUAUAUCUUAUUUAGGGAUAAGCAUUCAACAGUCACUUAUUCUCAGCACCUGGAGCAUCUAUGAGUCUAUAUCCACUGCCAUUCACUGCAGAGAGAGGCUUCUUUGAUUGAAGCUGAUAGUAACAAUUUCCUGUGGAUACAAACAUAACUGUUUAUAAGACAUUUUGAUGCUGUGCCAAUUUAAUUAAACAGCAUUGGUGAAUUUACCUCAGGGCCUGUAACUUCUAAAGACAUGUAUUUUUGGCUGGAUUGACAGUAUCAGGAAUGGGUGGUCUCCCAGAAAGCAAAUGCAGAGAGUGGUUGGUUACCUCCAAAAUAGGCAUACCACUAUUGCACAAGUGGGCUCAUCAUGCCUGUCAGGUUGCUAUUGAAGUUCUUAUAAUUCACAGCUGGUUAGGAAUGGUGGUGCAUUCUCUUCUUCAGGAGGCUAUGAAGUCCAUUUUGGCAAUAUGAAAGUGAGUUAGGCAGGAAGACAUUUUCAACUCAGUUUCUCUAAAUCUUGCAAACAGGGUAUGUGAUAUCUUCAGCAAUGAGGUCUUAUUAUGUAGUUCUGGUAAACAAUCAAGAAUAAUGGUAAGAGCCCUUAUUUUUUGGGGGGGGAGUGGUGCUCUUGGUUUCCUUGACUGGCAACACAAAGGAAGGUAUCCAAAGCUGGUACUCAGAUAUCUAUUUAAUGAUUUCUAGAAUCAGCAUCAUCUAGCCGUGUAGGGUGUCACCCUUCUAAGUAAUUUUUCUUAAUGUAUUUUUAGUUGGGUUAUAAGACAGUAGGUUUCCAUUUGGCUUUUUCAUAUACAUCCUGUUUUGGCUAACCCUCUAUCCCAUUCCCUUAUUUCCCUCAUCCCCUUUCUCCAUCCCAUGUUUAAGCCCUUCCACCCAUAGUAUUCAUCCUCAAAACUUUCAAUUAACCUGUUGUGGUGGUUUGAAUAUGCUUGGCCCAGGGAGUGGUACUAUGAGGAAGUCCAGCCUUCUUGGAGUAAGUGUGGCCUUGUUGGAAGUAUGUCACUGUGGGAAUGGGCAAUGAGACUCUCCUCCAAGCUUCCCGUGAAACAGUCUUCUCCUAGCAACCUUCAGAUCAAGUUAUAGAAUUCUUCAGCUCCUCUUAUGCCAUGGUUGCCUGGACACUGUCAUGUUUCUACCUUGAUGAUACUAGACCGAACCACUGAACCUGUAAGCCAGCCCCAAUUAAACCCUCAAGACAGUUUCCACCCCACAAGGUCUUCUAUAACCUAGGCUAGCCUACAACUCAAAAUGUCUCUGAGUAUGAUUGUGGUAGUUUGAUUGGUAUGGCCCUCACAGACUUAGGUGUUUGAAUGCCCCACAGGGAGUGGCAUUACUAGGGGGUAAUGCCUUGUAGGAGUAGGUGUGGCUUUGUUAAAGGAAGUAUGUUACUGAGGGUGGGCUUUAAGGUUUCAGAUGCUCAAGCCAUGCCCAGUGUCACUCUCUCUCUCUACUGUCUUUGGAUGUAAAUGUAGAAAUGUCAGCUCCUUCUUGAGUACCAAGUCUGCUUGUCUACCUCCAUGUCCCACCAUGAUAAUGGACUGAACCUCUGAAACUGUAAGCUAGCCCUAAUUGAAUGUUUCUUUUUAUAAGAGUUGUCAUGGUCAUGGUGUAUCUUCACAGAGAUAAAACCCUAACUAAGACAGAAGUUAGUACCAGGGACUAUGGUAUUACUGUGAUAGGCCUGGACAUGCCUUUGUUUAGAGGAAUGUGGAUUUGGGACUUUGGAUUAGGAAAGCAGUGAAAUGCUUUAUUUAAGUAAGACUUAAUGAACUAUCCCAUUAGUAGGAACAUAGACAGUGGUGUUGAGGAUGAUUUGAACUGUGGGACCUGGCUUAAGUGAUUUCAGAAGAGAAUUUUAGUAUGUAGACUGUUCUUGUGAUAUUUUGGCUAAUGUGACUGCUUUUUGUCCUCACCCAAAAUGUUUGCUUGAGGCCAAAGUGAAGAGUUUUGGAAUGAAUAAAGGAAAUCUCAAAACCAUCUAGUACAGACUCUGUUGUGUCAUGCUCACUCUUAUGAAGAACAUUUUAAUGAAAAGGAGCAAGCUUAGCAAGGAAAAAUACAAAAUGUAUAGUUCAUGAAGAAAAGGGGCAGCCAGAAGUGAAAUGGAGCUAAAUUCUGGGUUUAAGGAGACACACAGAUUAAAAAUAUUAACUGGAAAAAAGGCAGUGGUGACCUCAGGACAAGAUCCCACCCAUCUAAGCUUCCAUUUUGUGAAAAGAACUUAGAGACCUAAACCACUUUAGAUCCAGGUAUGUUGGUACACACCUUUAAUACUAGCAGUCAGGAGGCAGAGUUAUGUAUAUCUCUGAGUUCAAGGUCAGCCUGGUCUACAAAGCAAAUUCCAGGACAGCCAACCUUAGGGGAUGAAGGAAGUCAUCGAAAAUAAAAAACUGGUGAACAAUGUAAUUGAACAAGGGGCCAUGUUCCAGCACCAACAAGCAGAACUUGACAGCCUCUGCCACAUGGUUCUGGCUUUAGAGUCAAGGAUAGAAGAAAGGGGUUGUGGAAUCUCCCUCUGUGGCUAAGGAAAGCUGCUGAGGCUAUCUCUUCAUGGAGGCUCAGAGAGGCCAUUGUGUCAAGCUGUUUAGAUGAAGCCUGGAUUGCCUUUGAGAUCCCAAGGGAUUAGUGAUGUCAGAGCUGUGGAGCACCUGUUAAGGAAAGCAGACAACAGGGAAUAGAACCAGCCUAAGAGAAAGAAGUGUGCUACAGUCAACAAAGAUGAAAGGAGUCGGAGAUCUGAAGAGCAUUUUGACACCAGACAUGGAGAUAUAGAGUUUGGAGUCUGUCCAGCUGGUUUUUGGUCUUGCCUUGAUCCAGUAUUUCCUUCCUAUACUCCCUUUCCUAUGUUUUGAAAUGUUAAUGUAUGUCCUGUGCAUUAGAUGUUAGAAGUAUGUGAUCUGUUUUUUUGAUUUUGAUUGUGUAGAGGAUUCCAAUUAAGAUGCAUGAGUCUCAGAAGAUACUUUGAACUUGGAACUUUUAUACAUUGUUGAGACUGUGAUAGACUACAGAACUUUGCAUUUUCCAUUAUAUUGUGGCUACACACCUCUGGGGGACAGGGAGUAGAAUGUGGUAGUUUGAAUAGGAAUGACCACAUAGACUCAUGUGCUUGAAUGCUUAGUCCAAAGGGAGUGGCACUAUUAGGAGGUGUGGACUUGUUGGAGUAGGUGUGACCUCAUUGGAAGAAGUGUGUCACUUUGGGGUCAGUACUGAGAUCUCCUAUACUUAAGCUAUGCCCAGUGUGGCACAUACUCUCCUUUUGUUGCCUGAGGAUCUUAGAUCCUUCUCCAGUGCCGUGUCUGCUUGCACACCAUCAUGUCUCACCAUGAUGAUAAUGGACUAAACCGCUGAAACUAUAAGCCAGCCCCAGUUAAAUAUUUUACUUUAUUAGAGUUGUUAUGGUCAUGAUAUCUCUUUACAGAAAUACAACCCCAACUAAGACAAUGAUCUUAUACUUCUUGUCCUCCUGCUUUCUGAAUGCUGGGAUUGCAGGUGUGCAACACCAUGCUCAGUUUAUACAAUACUGAAGAUCAAACACAGGGCUUCAUGGAUUGUAGACAAGUGUUCUACCAACAUUGUCACAUUCUAGUUCAGCAUUCUGUAUUUUAAUACCACAAUGAGAAAAACCUUUGCUCUCUCUUUUUCCUGCUAAGUGUUUUCUCAAAUGUCUGCUGGCCCUUGGCCUGAGCUUGCCAUAUGGUAUCUUUCACUGAUGGAAAACAGGAGAACAUGAACUGCCCCCUUUCAAGACAGAGUCUCCCCGACUCAUUGCUGGAGGCUUGUUCCUGAUAGCCAUUUGGUUUUACAGACAUUUCCUUUCAUUUUUCUAUAUGAGACAAACAUCCCUAAAAAAAUAGUCUAAACUUUCAGCUGUGGUCAGACUGUGGCUCAUGAGCUGCAAGCAGCACGGGAUAGUUAUGAAUGCAGACCAACAAAAAUUAAUAAGCUUACUUAAAACAUUAUAAGAUUUCUUUUCCCAAAAAGUUAUUUUGGUAACUCAAUUAAUGACCUUUAACAAUGUGGUGUUGCAACAUAGAAGGGUUGUGUAUACUUUAUUUUGCAGUCUGAGGUUGCUUAGCUGUAGUGGGAGGUAGGAGUGAAGGAAAGCGGAUGGACAGAGGACCAAUCAAAGAGAAAGUAGACGGACAGAGGACCAGUCAAAGUGGACAGGAAAGGACAGUUUGAAGAUAACCCCAGUGGCACAGGCAUUAAGACCAAAUGGAAUCACAUAAAACUAGAAGGCUUCUAUGUAGCAAAAGAUACCAUCAUUUGAGUGAAGAGGCAGCUUACAGAUGGUAAAAAUAUUUAUCAGCUGCACAUAUGACAAAGAAGUUCUUGCAUAUGUAUUCCGGUUUAAUGUUUUAUGGAAUUCCCAAGUGUGUAAACAAAAACCUACUUGUUAUCUAAUGCAAGACAGAAAGUGGCCGGAUCCAAAUGGGAGGAGAGGCAGAAAGGAGUGAGCUAUGCAUAUUUCUCCCUGCUGAAGCAUCCCUUGCCCAGCACUGAAGGCCUGCCAGAGCUGCACUGCGACUCUAGGCCUAAUCUACUCUACUCUGCUGCAAUCUCGGAGCUUCUGUAAGGUGGACAUGGCGAUUUCCUGACUGUUCAUUUGUAUUCUGAGAGCCCUGAUAGCAACUCAAAUGGAACCAACAUUUGCCAGGCAUGUUUUCCCCUGUUUUGAUGAGCCAGCUCUAAAGGCAACUUUUAAUAUUACAAUUAUCCACCAUCCUGGGUAUGUGGCUCUUUCCAAUAUGCCACAGCUAGGUCAGUCUCACAGAAUCGAUGUGAAUGGGAGCAGAUGGACUGUCACUUCGUUCCACACCACACCCCGCAUGCCAACAUACUUAGUUGCACUUGUUAUAUGUGACUUCGACUAUGUCAGCAGAACCGAGAGAGGCAAGGAGAUACGUGUCUGGGCCCGGAAAGAUGACAUUGCAGAUGGAUAUUUAGACUUUGCUGCAAACCACACAGGCCCCGUCUUCUCAUUUCUGGAAGAUUUGUUUAAUAUCAGUUAUCCACUUCCGAAAACAGAUAUAAUUGCCUUGCCUACUUUUGUCAACGGUGCAAUGGAAAACUGGGGACUGAUGAUAUUUGACGCAUCCUUGCUCCUGGAACUAGACGAUGACCUACCAGAGAAAAGAGCAAUGAUUCUGAGCAUCCUUUCCCAUGAGGUUGGGCACCAGUGGUUUGGAAACCUGGUGACCAUGAGUUGGUGGAACAAUAUCUGGCUCAAUGAGGGCUUUGCAUCAUAUUUUGAAGUUGGACUAACUAACUACUUCUAUCCCAAAGUUCCAAGGAAUAUGAUCUUUUUUUUAACCGUUUUACAUGAUAUCCUUGAAGAUGAUCAUAGCCUGGAGUCUAGAGCUGUGUCCACUCCAGUGGAAAAUUUCACAGAAACCAGAGAAAUAAACAGACUCUUUGACAUAUAUACUUACAAGAAGGGAGCAUGCAUGGCUUGGAUGCUUGCCGGUUUCCUGAGCCAGCACUUGUUCAUCAACGCACUUAAGUCUUAUUUGGAGACAUUUUCUUACUCCAAUGCUGAGCAAGAUGAUCUUUGGAGACACAUUCAAAUGGCCAUAGAUGAGCAGAGUAUAAUUCAUUUGCCAGCAACAGUAAAACGUAUAAUGGACAGCUGGACACACCAGAGUGGCUUUCCGGUCAUCACAUUAAAUGCGUCUACCGGCGUUGUUAAACAAGAGCCGUUUUAUCUUGAAAGGGUUGAAAAUCAGACUCUUCUGAGCCACAAUACAUGGAUUGUCCCAAUUUUUUGGAUGAAAAAUGGAAUCACACAACCUUUAGUCUGGCUAGAUAAAAGCAGCAUGAUAUUUCCUGGGAUGAAACUUUCAGAUUCUGACAGUGACUGGGUGAUCUUAAACUUCAAUGUGACUGGGUAUUACAGAGUUAAUUAUGACAAGUUGGGCUGGAAGAAGUUAAAUCAACAACUUGAAAAGGAUCCUAAGGCCAUUCCUGUCAUUAACAGGCUGCAGCUGGUCAGCGAUGCUUUUGCCUUGUCUAAAAACAAUUACAUCGAGAUUGAGACUGCACUUGAUUUGACCAAGUACAUUGCCAAAGAAGAUGAAAUCCUAGUGUGGUUUGAAGUCUUGGUGAACUUGAUAAACAGGGAAGUUGUUUAUGAUGUGAAGAACUAUUAUUUAUACCCAUUAUUGAAGAAGUAUUUCCUGAAGAGACUUAACUCAAUAUGGACUAUUUAUUCAGCUAUAAUUCGAGAAAAUAUGGCAUCAUUACAAGACAAUUUUUUAUCUCUACUACCACUGAAAAAGUUUUUUGAAACUGCCUGUUGGUUGGGUCUUGAAGACUGUCUCCAGCUGUCCAGAGAGCUCUUCAGAAAAUGGAUGGCUCAUCCAGAGACUGCAAUACCUCCUCAGAUCGAAAAGGUGGUUUUAUGCAAUGCCAUUGCUCUGGGGAGCAAUAAGGACUGGGACUUUUUGUUUAAUCUUUACAUCAAUAAAACCGAGGAGCAGGAGGACUUGUUCCAUCUUGUCCAUGCAAUGGGCUGUAGUAAAGAUCCGAGGACACUUAACAGAUUUAUGGAGUAUGACAUCACUGUGUUUCCCUCCCGUUUUAACGAAACAAAUUUAAUAGAGGUUGUAGCAGAAUCUGAAGUUGGCCGGUACGUUGCAAAGGACUUUCUAAUCAACAAUUGGGUAGCUGUGUAUGAAAGGUAUGGACCACAAUCGCUGAACACUCUAGUGUCCAUCUUAGGGAGGACUGUCAGCACAGAUCAGCAGGUUAUGGAGUUGCAGCAGUUCCUCAGCACUGUGUUGGAGGAGCACCAGAGGAUUGUGGCUCAUGCCAAAUUACAGGAAAUGAAGGCGGAGAAUCUGAAAAACAAGAAAAGAAUUGCCAGGGUGGUUGAGUGGCUUCGGAAAAACACGUAAUUUUCGGCUUCUGCAUCUUACCGUCUUGUUUACUCAUUGUUCUGUCUUUCGUGUUCGGCGACUCUGGAAAACCCACUCAGCUUCUUUUAUUUCAGUCCCGUUCCCUACUCAGAGUCAUUGUGCUGAUGACCCGAUUUAUUCUACUCCAUAGUAAUGCUUAAAUGGCAUAAGGCUAACUCUCAUAACUGAUAUGAACCCCUUUACAAACCCAGAAGAUGUAAUUGUACAGUACCUUGCAUAUAGCAGUGCAUUAGUAAAACUAAUAUGUUUUAAUGGAUGCUAAUAAAACUUCUGUGCUGGGUGUCUACCUGGCAGCAUCCACUGGCUUGCCACCCCUUUACCACCUUCCUUUCUGGAGAAAAUGUAAGGAAAUGAAUAAAAGUUAUUUUGACUUGA
Messenger RNA from Rattus norvegicus (Norway rat), 7871 nucleotides. Lineage: Eukaryota; Metazoa; Chordata; Mammalia; Rodentia; Muridae. The record is from RefSeq and is a predicted model, not a curated record.